This is a messenger RNA of Syzygium oleosum, 636 nucleotides long. RefSeq names its product kiwellin-1-like. NCBI's taxonomy places the organism in Eukaryota, Viridiplantae, Streptophyta, Magnoliopsida, Myrtales, Myrtaceae. The coding region runs from base 53 to 628 and encodes 191 amino acids. The record is from RefSeq and is a predicted model, not a curated record. The transcript has a single exon.
ACCUUCACUUGAAUCAAUUGCCAACUACGAUUCAGUGUAGAGGAAACAUAACAUGUUGAAGAUGAAGAAACAAGCUCUUUCGAGUUUUCUCAUUCUUGCACUCAUUCUAUUUAUUGGUUCAACUUGUCCAGAUGUUGAAGCUCAAUCUUGCAAGCCCAGCCGGAGAAUAAAGGGGAGAAAGCUGCCUCCAAAACAAUGCAACCAGGAGAAUCAAUCCGAAUGUUGCAAAGAAGGCGUUUUUUACACGACCUUCAAGUGUUCGCCGCCCGUUUCACAUCAAACAAAAGCUACUCUAACCAUCAACAGCUUCGAGAAGGGCGGGGAUGGGGGUGGGCCAUCCGAAUGUGACAACAAGUUCCACUCGGACAACACCCCGGUGGUGGCGCUAUCGACUGGGUGGUUCAACCACCGGAGCAGGUGCUUGAAGAAUAUUACCAUCUAUGGUAACGGGAGGAAGGUCAACGCCAUGGGUGUGGAUGAGUGUGACUCCACCAUGGGCUGUGAUUCUGACCAUGAUUUCCAACCUCCAUGUCCCAAUCACAUUGAGGAUGCCUCUAAAGCUGUUUGGGAGGCUCUGGGAGUGCCAACCCAUGUGGGUGAGCUUGAUAUUCACUGGUCGGAUGCCUGAGUGCCACU